AAUAUUAAGGGCAGAUGGUUGGGUGGCGUAACUGUUGUUGAAAGGGUGAGUGUUGUUGAAAAGGGCGGAUGGGUAGGUGGAGUAAUUGUUGUUAAAAGAGCGGUAAUUGUUGUUGAAAGGGCAGGUGGAGUAAUUGUUGUUGAAAAGGCGGGUGGAGUAAUUGUUGUUAAAAGGAUGGGUGGAGUAAUUGUUGUUGAAAGGGUGG
Molecule: messenger RNA, 205 nt
Organism: Cetraspora pellucida
Lineage: Eukaryota; Fungi; Glomeromycota; Glomeromycetes; Diversisporales; Gigasporaceae
Source: the annotation of a GenBank genome assembly